AUGUCAAUUGAAGUCAAGUAUAGUAACUUAGGUGAAUCUGGCCUUAAGAUUUCACCAUUGAUUGUUGGAUGCUUAAGUUUUGGUUCCAAAGAGUGGGCUGAAUGGGUCAUUGAAGAUGAAGAUGAAGUUUUCACUAUUUUAAAGAAAUGUUAUGAUGUUGGAUUACGUACAUUUGAUACUGCUGAUAGUUAUUCAAACGGUAAGUCAGAGGAAUUGCUUGGGAAAUUUAUCAAGAAGUAUAACAUUCCAAGAGAUAAAAUUGUGAUAUUAAGUAAAGUUUACUUUAGUGUCGAACCCAAUACUGGAAGAUAUUCGUUAGCAGAUACCUCAGGUUUCGAAGAUAAGGACUAUGCCAAUAGAAAUGGGUUAUCUCGGAAACAUAUAUUUGAUGCUGUCGAAGCUUCUGUUAAAAGAUUGGGGACCUAUUUAGAUGUUUUCCAGAUCCACAGAUUGGAUGAAGACACACCAAAGAAAGAAAUAAUGAGGGCUUUGAACGAUGUGGUUGAUCAAGGAUUUGCCAGAUAUAUUGGUGCCUCUUCUAUGAGAGCGGUUGAUUUUGCUCAAUUGCAAUUUAUUGCCGAACAACAUGGUUGGCACAAAUUCAUUAGUAUGCAAAAUUAUUAUAAUUUGAUUUAUAGAGAAGAGGAAAGAGAAAUGAUUCCAUUUUGUCAAACCAACUAUUUGAGUAAAGUAGGUAUUAUUCCUUGGUCGCCACUUGCUAGAGGGGUUUUGGCUCGUUCACUUGGUGUCGUCUCAGAAAAUUCAAGAGAGAAAUUAGACCAACAACGGUUCAAAAUAUUGGGGUUGGACACUUUGUCAGAUGCAGAUAAAGAAAUUAUUCAAAGAGUUGAAAAAGUUGCAAAAGACCACAAUGUGAGUAUGGCCGUUGUUGCUACAGCUUGGGUUAUUGGCAAAGGUUUCAAUCCCAUUGUUGGACUCUCAUCCGUUAAAAGAGUCGAUGAUAUUUUGCAAGCGUUGAAAUUUGAAUUAACUAAGGAAGAAAAAACGUUUUUAGAGGAACCUUAUGUUCCUAAGAACGUAACCGCUUAA
Candida dubliniensis CD36 is the source of this 1050-nucleotide messenger RNA. RefSeq names its product Ifd3p (gene IFD3). The record is from RefSeq and is a predicted model, not a curated record. NCBI's taxonomy places the organism in Eukaryota, Fungi, Ascomycota, Pichiomycetes, Serinales, Debaryomycetaceae. Bases 1 to 1050 code for a protein of 349 amino acids. The transcript has a single exon.